CAUUUAUACUUAGUAUCAUCAAUGCAGAGAGAGAGAGGAGAGCCAAGCCAUUAAGGGUCAGAGCUUCACGUUAAAGAAAACACUUUUUAAUACUGUAAAAUUAUAUUCCAACUUCGGCCAAUUCGUCUACCAAUAGCACCUUAAAUUUCUCUCAUGAAACCACAAUAUCAAACUCUAUUAGUCCUGUGACUUCUCAGAGUUUUUCUUUCCCCAAACCCUCUCUUUCAUGUGAUCUCUUCUUCUCUCACACCCUUCUCCAUCAUCACAUACUCUUGCCUGUGAUUCUGUUAAUAAUAUAUAUUGAUUACAUACUGUACCUCAUGUAUAUUUGAGUGUAUCAGUAUACGUGGCACUCUUCUCCCCUUUAUAUAUAUUCUCCUACUUUCUCCAACUUUAUCACAAACGAUCUCGCCGUACAAAUAAAUAUUCUUUCGUUGGCUUACACUGGGAUUUCUUUAAUUUGUACAAUAAGUCAAUAACAAAGAGAAAGAAGGGUUUAUAGAUUAUAUUAUAAGCCAUGAAGGGCAACAUUAUUUGUGUGGCUGUAGUUUUCAUAUUUGUGCUCUCAGUCCCGGCCUCCAUGUCCAUUAGGAACAUAGCAGGUGGAGGAGAGGAUUAUAAAAAUGAAGAGGUAGUAGUACUAAUGAAGCGAGUAAUACCAGAGACAGAGAUUAAAGUAGCAGGUUCGAGAUUGCCAGAUUGUUCUCAUGCGUGUGGAUCAUGCUCCCCAUGUAGAUUGGUAAUGGUCAGCUUCGUUUGUGCUUCUCUCGCUGAGGCCGAGACUUGUCCUAUGGCCUACAAAUGCAUGUGUAAAAACAAGUCAUACCCAGUUCCUUAAUUUUAAAACUCUCUCACACACUACGUACCUACUGUUUACUUUUUUCAAUCCUCCCCCUAACAUCUAAUAUGUAAAGUAGCUAGCAUUAGUUUUAGUAGUUAGUAUUUCGAUCUCCAUUAUGAUAGUGAAUUAAUUUUGUUUUGUUUCUUUAGAAGGAAGUUGUUAUGGCAUUAAUUUGUAAUCACAGAGUUUAUAUUGUUAUCACAGUUUUUGGAGGGUUUUUAUUAUUAUCGCAGUUUAUUAUUGCUAUA
Molecule: messenger RNA, 1089 nt
Organism: Cannabis sativa
Lineage: Eukaryota; Viridiplantae; Streptophyta; Magnoliopsida; Rosales; Cannabaceae
Product: protein EPIDERMAL PATTERNING FACTOR 1
Exons: 2
Coding region: 518-838 (106 amino acids)
Biological process (GO): stomatal complex development; guard cell differentiation
Source: RefSeq, a predicted model, not a curated record